AUGGUUUGUUUUUCUGUAGCCGUAUGCGAUCCACCAGGUGAAGUUCAAAAUGGCACGUUUGCUCCUCAGCAAACGUUCUACUACGUCGGUAUGUCGGUUAAUUUCACUUGUCAAGAACAUUUCGGACUGAACGGAUUUUCCAAGUUAACUUGCCGGGAAGAUGGAACAUGGAAUCGAAACUUACCGGAAUGUAUAGAUGAUUUAACAGCAUUCCGAAAAAAACUUGGAGAAGAUGAUGAACUUGGAAUGUUUCCUGCUAUUGUGGCUUCUAUAGUAAUGGCGUCGGCAUUUCUGAUGGCUUUGAUUUUCUUCAUUAUCCUAGUAAUUCGUCGCGCCAGUGAACAAUACGACUAUGAAGACUCAAUCGAGAAUGUAUCACAGAGAGAAGAUGACUUGGAAAUUGAUGAAAUCAAGCAAAUAGAAUAAAUUGAAAUUGAAAAUGGAAACACUCUACAUGGUGUAGAUACAAGGAAGCCAGCAAGAACUAAACUCCAUCAGGCCAUGCCAAAAUCUACAUAAAAAGAAGAUGCAUUGUAGGCCUAUCAUCUUUUUUGAUACUAUAUCAUCCCAUUUUAAACAGGAAUUAUAAUUUUCUAAUAGAAUUAGCGACGUAACAUUUCGUCAACAUUGAACCAGCGUAUCCGACGUGUUUACUAUACUGAUUACGUAUGGGAACUGGCAUGGCAUAUAUUGAUUUAUUACGAAUGGAGUUGAACAGUUUUGUAGUUAAUAUGCCUGCCUUACAAUCCCAGACUAAAGGAUUCAAUUACUGUCAAUGUUACCAAUUUUUUUCCCAUGAUAAUCAAGCACCUAUAUUGGUCGGUGCGCUACCUGAAGUUUCCGCGACUAAGGCAAGUGCAUAAUUUAAACAAAUUCCAAUUUGACAAUGUUUAAAAUUAAUUAAUCAUUUGUAUAGCAUUUUAAAAAUAUUUUUAUAUGUAUUUAAGACAUCCUGUAGAUGGCUUUACUGUAGUUGUUGGAUGUUUUAAAUUAAAAAAAUAAUAUAUAUAAUUGUUUAUGAACUUUCAAUCUUAUGACCAUUUUCUUUAACUUAGUAAUGCAAAUACUGUAUACAUAUUAUAUAUACUACCAGUACUGCCCAAUUUAAAUGGGAUAAUUUUUAAUUUGUGCAAUUAUUAAAUAGUAUAUUUCUAUUGUGUUUUCUGUGUUUAUUAGAUUUUUAUAAAGUACAGUAAUUUGUCUUGGAUACUUCUCAUCAAAACUUUUUAAAGUUAUUCAGGUUUUCUCUUAGCAAAGUAAACUUAAUGUUAUGAUUCGAAAAAUAUUUGUGUAAUUGUUAUGUAUGUUGUAUAUUUUAAUUGUAUAACCAAAUACAGUAAAUCAAAUAAUUAUGUUUAUAUUAUGCUGUGUGUUUGUGAUAUGUAAAAAAACAUAUGCCCCAAAGUCAUAUUUGAAUGCAGGACGUACCUCCCAGAUGCCUUAACCAACGGAAUUUAUACUUAACUUUCUGUCUGGUUCUUAUUCGUCUUAGAUUACUUCUCAUUAAAGCUUUUUAAGUUAUCCAGGUUUUCUCUUAGCAAAGUAAAGUUAAUGAUUCGAAAUAUAUUUUUGUAAUUGUAUGUUGUAUAUUUUAAUUAAUUGUACUGUAUAACCGAAUAAAUCAAAUAGGCCUAA
Messenger RNA from Anneissia japonica, 1635 nucleotides. RefSeq lists its product as uncharacterized. Bases 1 to 426 code for a protein of 141 amino acids. The transcript has 4 exons. NCBI's taxonomy places the organism in Eukaryota, Metazoa, Echinodermata, Crinoidea, Comatulida, Comatulidae. The record is from RefSeq and is a predicted model, not a curated record.